AUGAAGGGCCCCAGCAGCCUGGCGGUGACAGCCUUGGCUCUGCUCCUGGCGCUGUCGGUCCUGGGAAACUCCAGCGGCGCUCCGCAGAGACUCUUUGAGAGGAGGAACUGGACUCCCCAAGCUAUGCUCUACCUGAAGGGCGCACAGGGCCGCCAUUUCAUCUCCGACCAGAGCCGCAGGAAGGAGCUCGCAGACCAGCGGCUGCCUCCAGAAAGACGAACCCCACAUCUUCAGCUCCUGACUCUACCACAGGCUGCAACCCUGUUGCUGGCUUCCUUGCAGAAACCACGAGAAGGUGAAGGAGAGAAUUUUGAUCAAAACAAAUUCCUGGAAGACAGACUGCUAAACUGGUGAAAAUGUACCAGGGCACAUUCAUGGUAAAAACUGUAGCCACAUGAUUAGGACCUGUGCACACUUCCUUCCGUGCCUGUAACCUUAGAUACCUGCACCCCUAGGUUUAGUCUCCCAAAAGCAAGACACGUGGAGUUCUAGGCUGGAUCACCGUCAACUUCUUCUACUCGUCAACUUCUUCUACUGCUUUGGGUUUACAUCACCCAUGUCUUCCGUAGGCUUAGAUUGUAUAUGGCUGUUAGAGUGCCUUGACUGGGAACUCAGAAAUGUUUUCUUUUCCCUGUAGUCAGGCCCUGUCCGGAUCCAGGCAGUUUGUUCCUCAUCCCAUCACCUUUUGCACUUGGGUGUCACUCAGCAACAAUCCCCCCACCCCCCCCCGUCCUCCCGUCUCAUCCCCAGUAAGGUUUGGUAGGACAGGAAGGCGGACAGUGUAUCUUUUUGUGACUCACCUAAAGGAGGUCAAUUAAGGGGGAAGAUGGUGAGAUAAUGCCUGGUACAAAGCUCCCAUGAAAACACGUAUCAUCUAUUGCUGCUGAAACGGGGGACCCUCCGUGAUGCUGAAACCCUUGGAAGGUCUGUGAAGACCCAAGGCUGGGAGCCUCUUGGUGUUCCUAGGGGAUCUAACUGAAUCCCACUUAGACAUUUGGACCUUAAAGUCACUGGCAUUUAAACAGAUGAUGAUGGAGUUUGCCAGAGCCACACAAAGGUACAAACCAGUUUGAGGUGCCCUGUUUUCUAUGGCUAAAAGAGACUUCAUCUUGACUUUACAUUAAGGUACACCCCAUGACAUAAGUGUAUUCCAUAUGCAUGGAUUUAUCCAUUUCCAAAUCCAAAUACAUGUUCAGGCACACACACACACACACACACACACACACACACACGGUGGGAGGACUUGGGGGUGAGAUCCCUACAACAAGCAAAUUUACUUGGAAUUACAGCAUGAUCACCAUGAUAUUUUUACCUAAUCAAUUCAGAGUCAUUAACUAUAAGUGCCCAAGUGACAAAUAUUGAUUCUUAUCCUCCCCAACUUACAGCCAUUACUUAGUAGCUACAGAAUAUCUUUAUGUGAGUAUCUCUGUAAUCUGAAAUUUUAACUAAACUGUGUUAAGUAAUCAAAACCAUGUGUAUAUGCUGUGGGAUGUUCUGUAUGUCCUGUGGGAGCCCUUCUUGGGUUCUUUGUGGCGUUACCCAGCAGGUCCGC
Peromyscus leucopus (white-footed mouse) is the source of this 1552-nucleotide messenger RNA. It is a transcript of the gene Spx, whose product is annotated as spexin hormone. The record is from RefSeq and is a predicted model, not a curated record. The coding region runs from base 1 to 354 and encodes 117 amino acids. Gene Ontology annotation, molecular function: neuropeptide hormone activity. The transcript is spliced from 6 exons. Gene Ontology annotation, biological process: positive regulation of gastro-intestinal system smooth muscle contraction. NCBI's taxonomy places the organism in Eukaryota, Metazoa, Chordata, Mammalia, Rodentia, Cricetidae. Gene Ontology annotation, cellular component: cytoplasm.